Peronospora farinosa is the source of this 3675-nucleotide messenger RNA. Lineage: Eukaryota; Oomycota; Peronosporomycetes; Peronosporales; Peronosporaceae. The record is from the annotation of a GenBank genome assembly.
AUGGCCGAUCCCCCAGACUUGUAUAACCAAAUCUCAUGUGUAGACUCGAGUAAAUUCACACAAACAACAUUGCUGCAAGACGCAGCCGAGGAGACACGGGUUUCCCUUUCUUUGUCUUACGCUAGAGUGCGCACUCCUAGAGCUAACGCUACGAAUGACAAGAAGAAGAAUCAAUUACGAACUGAUAAGCAGCCCGUCGCCUUCGACGCUACAGUCAGCGAGCGCUCGCGUGCAUCGCAUCGCAAUCGGUUCUUGAGUGACGCGGAGCGUCUCGUAGCUACAGAUCCACUAAAAACUCAGGAAUCUUUUGCUCAAGUCGAUUACCAAGAGGAUCAUUGGGUCUGGCACGAUAAGCCAGUAGCUACUAUCCUCCAGCACCUCAACGUGGACGCCAAAUACGGCCUUGACACUGAGAUUGCCCGUCAACGGCUGGACCAAAAUGGCUCCAACUCUCUUGAUGCAGAGAAGAAAUCUUCUGUCUAUAUUAUUUUCCUGUUGCAGUUCACGAACGUGAUCAUUGGUCUGCUGAUGACUGCAGCCGUGGCUUCGAUUGCUUUGCAAGAGUACGUUGAAGGUCUCGCUAUCAUUGCUAUUGUGACGCUAAAUGCAAUCGUUGCGACGGUCCAAGAGCAUAAUGCCAGUAACGCUCUUGAGGCGUUACAAAAGAUGACGUCGCCGCAGUGUGUGGUGCUACGCGAUGGCGGCCGACAAGUGCAGAUUCCAAGCGAGCAACUUGUCACUGGUGACAUUGUCGUGUUGACUACGGGUGACAUUGUACCGGCUGAUAUUCGCCUCAUUCAGAGCUCAGACUUGAAGGUCAAUGAAAUGAUUUUGACUGGAGAAUCUGAGGAUGUGCUGAAGAAGUACGAUGCCGAUAAAAGCCGCAGCGAGAAGCUGACGGCAGACAAUAUGGUGUUUGCUUCAACUUCAGUUGCUACUGGAAACGCUACUGGUGUUGUCGUCGAGACAGGCAUGGCCACACGUGUUGGAUCCAUUGCAAUGCUACUGGAGGGAGGAGGCAAUGGCGCUGAUGGCGCUAAACACUCCAACUGCUGGCACAGAUUUGACAAAUAUUACCCAAAGAUGACUCCCCUGCAGCAAAGUCUCCACAACCUCGGUGUAUUCAUGGGAACCGCUGUGCUGGGCAUCUGUGUGGUCGUCUUCAUUGUAGGAAUGGUACGUGACAACACAGACCCGAAGAAUCCUGAUCGUGCUGUCUGGCUUAACGUGGUGAUGAUUGCGGUAUCGCUAGCUGUCAGUGCUGUGCCGGAGGGUUUGCCUAUGGUAGUUACUAUUUGCUUGUCUACUGGUACGGCCGACAUGGUGAAGAAGAACGUCCUUGUUCGCAAACUUGCUGCGGUUGAAUCACUUGGUGCCAGCUCUGUCAUUUGCACUGACAAGACAGGCACUCUGACCGAAGGAAAAAUGACGGCCGUGAAAAUGUGGAGUGACUCGGUCGUGUAUGAUAUCACCGGCACGGGCUUCAACCCUUCGGGUGACAUUUUUCGCGAUGGUGUAAGCCAGACCAAGGAGCCAUCGGUGUCAAUCCCAGUGCACACGACAUUACUUUCAGCGGUAUUAUGCAGCAACACGAGCUUACAGCAAGAGGAGAGCGACACUGGUGCUUCAAUCUGGGUUCCAAUGGGCAACUCGUCUGAAGCCCCGCUCGUUGUUGCAGCUGCUAAAGCAGGUGUCUGGCGCGAGAAGGCUAUGAAGAUGUACCCUCGACUGAUGGAGGUGCCCUUCUCGUCUACGAGAAAGAUGAUGAUCACUGUCAACGAGCUACCUGCUGGAGAGCCACGUUUGGGCUUGUUGAAAUUGCCAGCCAAGACUAUGAUGAUUGCGAAUGUGAAGGGAGCCCCAAAUUAUAUCGUCAAAAACUGUGUUCAGGUGCUACGUCAAGACGGAUCUGUGACGACCAUGCACGAAUGUGAUCGUGAUAACAUCUUAGAGGCUGUGGACGCGCUGUCUUCUCAAGCACUCCGUGUCCUUGCUGUCGCUAUCCGCCCACUGGACAAGAUGCCCUUUUUGAGUGACGAAGAUGUGGAGACGAAGUUUCAGGCUCUUUGUGAACCUCUUAUCUUUGUCGGUCUUGUUGCCUCUAUUGAUCCUCCUCGAGCGGGGGUCAAGGAAGCUAUUCAAACUGCUCGCCAAGCAUCCAUUCGAACUGUAAUGAUCACUGGAGACUAUUUAAAGACAGCAGUGGCUAUUGCUCAUGAUAUUAACUUACUACCAGUAGGUGUUGACGCCGAAGUGCAAGCUGUGGAUUGCGGUGUGUUACGCCUGCGUCAAAACCUUUAUCUGCCCGAUGCAGAGCUGGAUGAAAUCACCAGUCAAGUGUCAGUGUUUGCACGCGCUAAACCUGAAGACAAAAUUGAAAUCGUCAAGUCUUUACAGCGUCAAGGUCAUGUGGCAGCGAUGACUGGUGAUGGUGUCAACGACGCGCCCGCGUUGAAGGAAGCCGACAUUGGUGUGGCAAUGGGAAUUGCUGGUACAGCUGUCGCCAAGGGCGCUUCGGAUAUGAUCCUAACGGACGAUAACUUCUGUAGCAUUGUUUCCGCCGUCGAAAAAGGCCGCGAAAUCUAUGGCAACAUCCAACGCUUCGUGUGUUUCCUACUGUCGACCAACUUUGGUGAAAUCGCUCUCAUCUUUACAGCUAUCGCCGCAGGCAUGCCUAAUCCUCUGGAACCUUUGCAAAUUUUGGUGCUCAACCUGUUUGCUGACGGUAUGGCCGCCGUCGCUCUCAGCCUUGAGAAGGGUGAUGGUACUGUGAUGUCGCAGCGCCCACGUCCCCGUUCAGAGCGCAUCAUUUUUGGCCGUCUCUGGAUUAUUGUGCUAUCGAAUGCGUUGUUGAUUGCAACUGGCGCACUGAUAGUAUUUACGUGCGGCCUCUACUGGAAUUUUGAAAAUGUUUUAUUCGAUGAUAUCAUCGCCGGCAUUGAUACUGACAAGGGUGAAGAGGCUUACAGAAACGUGGUAUGCUCUCGCUGGAUGGGUCUGGGUAAUCCGCGUCAAAUAUACAGUAAUUGCGGAGCACGCAAUCUCAACGGUACUUACAUCUUUGCUGAGAAUAUCCGUUCUCUGGACUACUAUGAGAGUAACGAGUUGCUAUGUUACGGCGGAAACUACGAGUGCGUGUCUGAGGGCAUCUCGCGAUCGCAGACGAUGGCAUUCGUCUACAUCACGACCAUGGAAAUGCUUCGCGCCUACACAGCACGCAGCUUUACGAAGUCAGUUUUCAAGGACAUGUUCAGCAACAAGUGGAUGCAGAUGGCUGCGGUGGGCUCUCUGGCGCUGACUCUGUCGGUCACAAACAUCCCCAUCAUCAACGAUGAUAUCUUUGGCUUCAAAUACAUUGAAUGGUACGAGUGGAUGUUCUCGAUGGUGUUUGCCCUGGUCAUGGUGGCUUUUGGUGAAACACUAAAGGGUGCCUACCGUUGUCGUGACCGCACAAAGCUCAACAACGUCACGGAAGAGAGCUACUCGGAUAUGGUUGUUGAAGUCCGAACCUUGCGAAACCACAUCGAGCACCUCGAAAGCAAAUGGGAAUCCGAGACGAACCAGAUCCGCAUUCGCGUGGGCGACGAUCUUAGUUUACUUUCUCCCAAUGCCCAUUCAACUCUCAUGUCGUCGAUGUCUGGCUCGAGUGAAGAGGAGUCGAUGCCGGCCAAGUAA